Messenger RNA from Anastrepha ludens (Mexican fruit fly), 5328 nucleotides. RefSeq lists its product as uncharacterized. Lineage: Eukaryota; Metazoa; Arthropoda; Insecta; Diptera; Tephritidae. The transcript is spliced from 15 exons. Bases 102 to 5054 code for a protein of 1650 amino acids. The record is from RefSeq and is a predicted model, not a curated record.
CACUGUUAAGUUCAUUUCAAAUCAGUAGAGAGUGAAAUGAGAUCCGAUUAACUUCUUCUUCCACACUUACUCGACAACUUCAGACGUUGCAACUACUUAAAAUGUUUCAAAAAAUAUUUUCACGUCCUCACAGACACUUGCAGCCGUGUAGUGCUCUCAAAUAUUAUAGUAAAAUUAAAUCAUCGAAGGAAGUUAAAGUGCAAGUGCGCCAAGGUGUCGUUGUUGGACGAGAAGAACGUCUACCGAAUGGGAAACCAUUUCACUGCUUCCAAGGAAUACCAUAUGCAGUGCCGCCACUAGGGAAAUUACGCUUCCAGUCACCAGUUCCAUUGGAGCGAUUUGCCACCCCUGAAUUGGAUUGCACAAGGCUAAAAGACCCAUGCCAUCAGCAAAAUCUUAUCACGAACGAAUCUUUUGGUUCAGAAGAUUGCCUCCAUCUAAAUGUGUACGCUCCUGUUAAGUCUUUAAACCACCCAUUUCCAGUUAUGGUUUGGAUACAUGGUGGAGGUUUCCAGUUCGGUGAUGGUCAAACAUUCUUGCCACUUAGUCUUGUGUCGGAGGAUGUCAUUGUGGUGUCGAUAAAUUAUCGCUUAGGCCUAUGGGGAUUUGCUUGCUUGCCAGAGGCAGGAAUAUGGGGCAAUGCUGGUCUCAAAGAUCAGCGUCAAGCCCUGGUCUGGGUACAAGAAAAUAUUGCCAACUUUAAUGGUGAUCCGAACAAUGUAACAUUAUUUGGAGAGAGUGCUGGAGCCAGUUCUGUAAGUUUGCAUACACUGACGUCUCACGCACACAUUCUUUUCCAUAAAGCUAUCAUGCAGAGUGGCACUGCAAACACGGAAUGGGUAUUCCAACGCAAACCAAGGGAAAAGAUGUAUCACCUUUGCGAUUUGCUGGGUUGUCAAUCGAAGGAUCCGAAGGAAGUUCUUAAGUUUUUACAAUCGAAUGAAAAGGUAACACCUGAGAUAGUUCUGGAGAAGACUGGGGAUCUACUUUUACCUGACGAACGACGUCGUGGCCCACCUUUUCCGUUACGGCCUGUACUCGAAGAUGCGCGCAGUUCAGAUGCAUUCAUUAACACUCCCGUGCUCGAGCUCAUGCAACAUACCAAUACUCUCACAAUGCCCACCAUAAUUGGCUACAAUUCAGCAGAAUCCCUUGUAUCUUUAAGAUACAAGAACCUAGGGAUAGUUGAUGGAGAUCUUGCGCGCUUUGUUCCUCGUAAUAUUCCAUUGCCAUUUGAUCAUCCAGAAAUACAAUCGUUUGUACAAAAUAUUCGAGAAUUCUAUUUCGGAGGUCAUAAAAUUACAAAAGAGCACCUUCAAGGUUUAGCCAAUUUAUUAACAGACUAUCAUUUUCUUAUCGAUAUACACUUAGCGAUAAAAUUACAAGCGUUUCAUCAACCACGUGCUCCACUCUAUGCCUAUCGCUUCAAUUACACGGGAGGACGUGAUUUUUUCAAGCGAUUAUCUACAUUUGAGCAUCUAGACGGUGCAUGUCACGGAGAUGAACUAAAUUAUCUUUUUCAAUAUUUCGAAGAUGAUAUGAGCACAUUUUCGGAGAGUGAUGCACAAACCACCAAACGUUUAAGUGCGAUGUGGGCCAACUUUGCACGCUAUGGUAAUCCGACACCAAAGAGCAGUGACGUUGCGAAGGAGUUGGGCAUUGUGUGGAUGCCUGUUAGGAGACCAAUGGGGGGUGAUGAUUGUAAACUGGACUAUUUAAGCAUUGAUCGAAAAUGUAGCAUGCAACAAGAUCCUGACAACGAUCGCAUUCAAUUCUGGCAGAAUGUAUAUAAGAAAUAUAAGGCGAAGGAUUAUUCGAUUAUAAACAAAUCAUCGAAGGAAGUUAAAGUGCAAGUGCGCCAAGGUGUCGUUGUUGGACGAGAAGAACGUCUGCCGAAUGGGACACCAUUUCACUGCUUCCAAGGAAUACCAUAUGCAGUGCCGCCACUAGGGAAAUUACGCUUCCAGCCACCAGUUCCAUUGGAGCAAUUUGACGCCCCUGAAUUGGAUUGCACAAGCCCAAAAGACCCAUGUUAUCAGCGAGAUAGUGUCACAAGAGAGCCCGUUGGUUCAGAAAAUUGCCUCCAUUUAAAUUUGUACACCCCUGUUAAGUCUUCAAGUCAGCCACUUCCAGUUAUGGUUUGGAUACAUGGUGGAGGUUUCCUGUUCGGUCAUGGCCAAACUCUUGUGUCGGAGGAUGUCAUUGUGGUGUCGAUUAAUUAUCGUUUAGGCCUAUGGGGGUUUGCAUGCUUGCCAGAGGCAGGAAUAUGGGGCAAUGCUGGUCUCAAAGAUCAGCGGCAAGCCCUGGUCUGGGUACAAGAAAAUAUUGCCAACUUUAAUGGUGACCCAAACAAUGUAACAUUAUUUGGAGAGAGUUCGGGAGCUUGUUGUAGUGGCACUGCAAACUCGGAAUGGGUAUUCCAACGCAAACCAAGGGAAAAGAUGUAUCACCUUUGCGAUUUGCUGGGUUGUUACUCGAAGGAUCCGAAGGAAAUGCUUAAGUUUCUACAAUCGAAUGAAAAGGUUACUCCUGACAUAGUUCUGGGAAAGACAAGAGUUCUACUUUUACCUGACGAGCGACGUCGUGGCUUCCCUUUUCCGUUACGGCCUGUACUUGAAGAUUCGAGCAGCCCGGAUGCAUUCAUUGAUACUCCCGUGCUUGAGCUCAUGCAACGGACCGAUACUCUCACAAUGCCCACCAUAAUUGGCUACAAUUCGGCAGAAGCCUUAACAAUUUUAAGACGUCAGAAUUUAGAAGAGAUUGAGGGAGAUCUUUCGCGCUUUGUUCCUCGCAAUAUUCCAUUACCAUUCGAUCAUCCAGAAAUACAAUCGUUUGUACAAAAUAUUCGAGAAUUCUAUUUCGGAGGUCAUAAAAUUACAAAAGAGCACCUUCAAGGUUUAGCCAAUUUAUUAACAGACUAUCAUUUUCUUAUCGAUAUACACUUAGCAAUAAAAUUACAAGCGAUUCAUCAACCACGUGCGCCACUCUACGCUUAUCGCUUCAAUUACACGGGAGGACGUGAUUUUUUCAAGCGAUCAUUUAAAUUAGAGCAUCUAGAUGGUGCGUGUCACGGAGAUGAACUAAAUUAUCUUUUUCAAUAUUUCGAAGAUGAUAUGAGCACAUUUUCGGAGAGUGAUGCACAAACCACCAAACGUUUAAGUGCGAUGUGGGCCAACUUUGCACGCUAUGGUAAUCCGACACCAAAGAACAGUGACAUUGCGAAGGAGUUGGGCAUUGCGUGGACGCCUGUUAAGAGACCAAUGGAGAGUGAUGAUUGGAAACUGGACUAUUUAAGCAUUGAUCGAAAAUGUAGCAUGCAACAAGAUCCUGACAACGAUCGCAUUCAAUUCUGGCAGAAUUCGUUUAGUGCUUUCAAAUAUUAUAGUUCAAUUAAAUCAUCGAAGGAAGUUAAAGUGCAAGUGCGCCAAGGUGUCGUUGUUGGACGAGAAGAACGUCUACCGAACGGGAACCCAUUUCACUGUUUUCAGGGAAUACGAUACGCAGUGCCGCCAGUAGGGGAAUUACGCUUCCAGUCGCCAAUUCCAUUGGCGCAAUUUGAGACGCCAGAAUUGGAUUGCACACGCCCAAGAGACCAAUCCCAUCAGAAAGAUCGGAUCACAAAAAAACCUGCCGGUUCAGAAGAUUGCCUCCAUCUAAAUGUGUACGCUCCUGUUAAGUCCUCAAGUCAGCCACUUCCAGUUAUGGUUUGGAUACAUGGUGGAGGUUUCCUGUUCGGUCAUGGCCAAACAUUCAUGCCAGUUAGUCUUCUGUCGGAGGAUGUCAUUGUGGUGUCGAUUAAUUAUCGCUUAGGUUUUUUCGGUUUUGCGUACCUGCCUGAAGCAGGUAUAUGGGGAAAUGCUGGUCUCAAAGAUCAGCGGCAAGCUCUGGCCUGGAUACAUGAAAAUAUAGCAAACUUUAAUGGUGACCCGAACAAUGUAACCUUAUUCGGAAUGAGUGCUGGAUCUGCUUGUAUAGGUCUGCAUACAUUGGCAUCUCACGCGCACAAACUUUUCCAAAAAGCCAUCAUGCAUGGUGGCGUUGCAAACAGCGAGUGGUUAUUCCAACGCCAACCAAGGCAAAAGACGUAUCAAAUGUGCUAUUUGCUGGGCUGUCAAUCGAAGGAUCCGAAGGAAAUGCUCAAGUUUAUACAAUCCCCCGGAAAGGUAAGUCCUACGGCAGUUCUGAAAAAUACAAGGUAUCUAGUUACACCAGAAGCGCGACGCCGUGGGCCACCUUUUCCGCUAGGGCCUGUACUCGAAGAUUCCAGCAGUCCAGAUGCAUUCAUUACCACUCCCGUGCUGGAACUCAUGCAACGGCCCGAUACUCUCGCCAUGCCCACCAUAGUUGCCUACAAUUCGGGAGAAGGCCUAACAUAUUUGAAGCACCAGGUCUUAGAGGUGGUCGACGAAGACCUUGCGCGCUUUAUCCCCCGCAAUAUUCCAUUGCCGUAUGAUCAUCCAGAACUAAAAAUGCUGGUGCAAAAAGUUCGUGAAUUCUAUUUUGGUGGUGAAAAAAUUACACAAGAGCACCUUCAAAACUUAACCGAUUUAUUAUCAGAUUAUCAUCUUGUCUAUGAUAUACAUCUGGCGACAAAAUUCCAAGCGAUUCAUCAACCACGUGCUCCACUCUACGCCUUGCGCUUCGAUUACGAAGGUGAUCGUGAUUUUUUCAAGAAAAUGUAUAAAUUAGAACACCUGAAUGGUUCCUGUCACGGAGAUGAAAUAAAUUAUCUUCUUCAAUAUGUCGGAGAGGACAUGAGCACAUUUUCAGAGAGCGAUUUACAAGCCACCAAACAUUUAAGUGCAUUGUGGACCAACUUUGCGCGCCAUGGCAAUCCGACACCAAAGAACAGUGACAUUGCGAAGGAGUUGGGCAUUGAGUGGACACCUGUUAAAAGACCUUUGCAAGGUGAAGAUUGUAACCUGGACUACUUCAUCUUUGAUCGACAAUGUAGCACGCAACAAGAUCCGGACAGCGCUCGGAUUCAAUUCUGGGAGAAUGUAUAUAAAAAAUAUAAGAUGCAGGACUAUUCUGUUCUAGACGCAAGAGACUAAACCAUUCCAGUUAUAUCUGUAUUUUUAUACUUACGUAUAUAUUAUGUUAAGCAAGUGGAAAUUAUAAAUGGAAGUAUGUAUUUGUAAAUAAGGAAAAGCAUUACUUUCCGCUUCAGCAGCAAAUUUGUACUUUCCUUUUGACGAAAAUUACUUGUUUCUUAUGGUUCAAUUAUCCAUUUUGAUGGUGGAAUUAUACAAGUGAAGUAAUAAAAGCAGUAGCAAAGAUUUGACUCUGCCUUAUGGGGUUACAUGGGUUUCGUUGGUUCAAAAAAUC